Molecule: messenger RNA, 1533 nt
Organism: Aspergillus puulaauensis
Lineage: Eukaryota; Fungi; Ascomycota; Eurotiomycetes; Eurotiales; Aspergillaceae
Gene: phzA
Product: putative serine/threonine protein phosphatase
Exons: 3
Coding region: 1-1533 (510 amino acids)
Cellular component (GO): cytoplasm; nucleus
Molecular function (GO): protein serine/threonine phosphatase activity
Source: RefSeq, a predicted model, not a curated record
AUGGGUCAAUCUCAUUCCAAGGGCAAUGCUGGCCCAGGGGAUUCGCUACAGUCGUACCCAUCUUUCUCCAAAUCUGAUACCAAAGAGUCCCUCCGAUCCUUUCGAGGGUCGAUCCGGUCGAAGAUCCGAAAUACUGACAGUCCCCGUGCGUCUACGUCGGCGCUGUCCUCGGAUGACAAGUCGGAUGUAGGCUCCGUGAAGUCUUUCGGGAGCAGGCGCAGCUCCACAAAUUUGAGUCGGCCUGCAUCAGCCGAUUCUGAAUCUCAUUCUCCCACAGAUGCGCCGGAUCCACCUCCCUCCCCUACCAUGUCAACCAGCUUGAAACGAGGUCACCAAGAUGUAAAUGCCAUGAAGCAGAGUGGUGAGGUUGACCACGUCUCGGAUGCUCCGCCGUCCACCGCGCCGCCCCCAGGGGCGCAAGUCAAAGCGGGCGAAUCCAUUCUUAUCAAACGCGAGGAUCAGUCGAAUCCGAUUCUAGAUUUUAUCAUGAAGACACCGCUUCACUCUGAUGCAUCCUCGUCUCCGGGUAUGGGAAUGGGCGCGCUGAAGUCCAUCGAUCUCGAUGAUAUGAUUACUCGUCUUCUCGAUGCUGGUUACUCGACCAAGGUCACAAAGACCGUCUGUUUGAAGAAUGCGGAGAUUGUGGCCAUUUGCACUGCCGCACGCGAGCUGUUCCUCACUCAGCCUGCUCUGCUGGAACUGUCAGCACCCGUGAAGAUUGUCGGAGAUGUUCAUGGCCAGUACACGGAUCUUAUCAGAUUGUUCGAGAUGUGCGGCUUCCCACCAGCUUCCAACUACCUCUUCUUGGGUGAUUACGUGGAUCGCGGAAAGCAAAGCUUGGAGACCAUUCUUCUUCUCCUUUGUUAUAAACUAAAAUUCCCCGAGAACUUUUUUCUCUUACGCGGUAACCACGAAUGUGCAAACGUGACUCGGGUGUACGGCUUUUAUGACGAGUGCAAACGGCGGUGCAAUAUCAAGAUCUGGAAGACAUUCGUCGACACCUUCAACUGCCUACCUAUCGCUGCGACCGUGGCUGGCAAGAUUUUCUGCGUUCAUGGUGGUCUUUCGCCGAGUCUCUCUCAUAUGGAUGAUAUCCGUGGGAUUGCGCGCCCGACUGACGUACCCGAUUAUGGGCUGCUCAACGACUUGCUCUGGAGUGACCCUGCGGAUAUGGAAGAAGAUUGGGAGCCCAAUGAGCGCGGAGUCAGCUACUGCUUCAAUAAGAACGUGAUUAUGAACUUCCUACAGCGUCACGACUUUGACUUAGUCUGUCGCGCCCACAUGGUUGUCGAGGACGGCUAUGAAUUCUACCAGGACCGGAUUCUGGUAACGGUGUUUUCUGCGCCUAACUAUUGUGGGGAAUUCGAUAAUUGGGGUGCCAUUAUGUCCGUCUCUGGCGAACUGUUAUGUAGCUUCGAGUUGCUGAAGCCCUUGGACUCUGCAGCACUGAAGAGUCAUAUUAAGAAGGGACGGAAAGAGCGGAACAGCCUGCUCAACAGUCCUCCCGCUGUCGUAUCGGCCCAAAGCUAUUAA